This is a messenger RNA of Prosopis cineraria, 9431 nucleotides long. RefSeq lists its product as uncharacterized. Bases 7512 to 9065 code for a protein of 517 amino acids. NCBI's taxonomy places the organism in Eukaryota, Viridiplantae, Streptophyta, Magnoliopsida, Fabales, Fabaceae. The transcript is spliced from 2 exons. The record is from RefSeq and is a predicted model, not a curated record.
UUACAAAAAAAAGAUCUUCAUGGAGAAGUCUUUCUUGGUUGUUAGGGAAUUUCUUUCUUUUCUGAUCUAGCAAAAUGGGCCAGGUUGGUUAGUUUUAGAAAGGAGCUUGGGUUUUGGAUGUCCCUAGAUUGUCAUUGCUUUUUUACUGUAACUUAUGCUGCGAGGGUCUUAGUAUUUGGGUAUCCUCACCUCACUUUGUAGUGAGGGUCUUGGUUUUGGGCAUCUUCAGCUCACAUUUUGUUGAGAGUCAGGGCAGUGACACUGACGUUGGUUUGUAAUUUCUGGGGACAGAGAAGUAUAGAAAAUGGAGAAGAUUGAGAGAGAAGAAGAGAUAGAUAGAGGAACAAGAGAUUAGAGAAUAGAAGAUAAGAGAUACUGAAUAGUACACAAGUAUUAUUGAUCUGUCAUAGCCUCCAGUUACAAUUGAAUUGUAAGGUUUUUAUAGGGAACUAAUACACAGAGAAUCAAUAGUAUCCAACGGCUAUAACUAAAAUACCUAACAGCUAUAUUCCCUUGACAAUAUAACUAACUAAUGUAAAUAACGUCAGAAUUAUAAAAAUCAAAACAUCCUUUGAAAGACCCUAGCCCUCACGGAUUAUUUACUAUAAACUGGAAAUUUCUGCUGAAGUUGAUGUAAGGGCAUCCAUGAUGCUUCUUCAUCAGGUAAUUGUUUCCAUUUUACCAAGACUUCAGUUAUGAUUCUCCCUCUUUUCCCACCAACACGUUUCUGCAGAAUGCUUUCAGGUUCUGUAACUGAUGGAAAUUUUGGCCAAUCUAAUGGUGGGUGUCUCUAUUUUACUUUAGGAUUAGGGCACAACUUUAAUAGACACAUGAAAUGCAGGGUGUAUUCUAGAUUCUGGUGGUAGUUCAAGCUUACAUGCAAUUGCCCAUAUCUUUUCUAGCACCUCAUAGGGACCAAAAAAUUGAGGUGCUAAUUUUUGAGAACUCCUUGCAGUAGCAUGUGGUUGUCUAUAGGGUUGCAAUUUGAGGAAGACCUAUUGUCACACCAUGAACUCAUGGUCAGUCUUAUGAGCAUCAUGUAAUGACCUAAAAUUUAAUUGAAAUUCAAAUUAAUGAUGAGGUAUUUUGAGGAUAUAUAUAUAUAUAAGUAUUAAUUUAUCAAGGAAGUGAGUUAGCCUAGUGGUGAUUGAGCUAGUCAUUCAUAAGGCAAGUCUUAGAUUCAAACCCUUUCAAUGUAAGGGGAGAAAAUUUUUAUUUCACCAAUAACUUGGCUAAAUUAUCAUUUUGCCCUUGGUGCGUAAAAAAAAAGGGAAAAAUUUAGAGAUAAGAUCAGGAAGCUUCUGCUUCAUUUGUGAGGGAGGGGGACACAGAGAGAGAGAAGAACAGAGAGUAUGCGAAUCCUCCCUGCUGUCCUCGGUCUUCCUCUUUCAUUCUUCUUCGGCGCCGGCAACCAUGAAAGGUCUUCUUUUUCUUCCUCCUCCGUGUGCUGUGGCGUGAAAGCAAGGGGAUUCAUCUUGCUUCUCUUUGCUUCCCUUUGCCGAUCGCUCAUCGUCGCGGACUUUCAUAAGCUUGUCCGAUCCUUGUUCUUCUGCGUCGCCGGCGAUAGGUCCUUCAACAUUGGGCUGCAGUUUUCAUUCUUUGUUGCUGAAGGUUCAAUGCUCUGGUUUUCUCCUUCCCUUGUUCAGCACCGAACUCCUUUCCCUCCAUCGUCAUUGCUGCCGAUGGCUGGUGAAGGAGCUCAUUCUUCCAUCUUCAUUUCUGAUGAUUUUAUGUGGUGCAUAUAUAUAUAUAUAUUUAUUGGUUUUCCCUGCUUGCUUGUUUGGCUGAAAUUGUGCAGUUUGGAAUUGAAAUUUUUCUAAGUUUCAACUUAUUUUUUUUUUGAUAGGGAAUUGGAUUGAAAAAGUACGAUGAAUUUAGUGGUAGAUGUAUGAAAUUUGUUGGGUAGGAGAUUGAAGUUGAACAAGUUAUAUUGAAUGGCUUAUAAGCUGUGCACAUAAGGUGUUUGAUCUAAGGAUUGAGAGAGAAUCAUGUCUUAAUAAAAUAAUUGACCACGGCUAAAGUAUUAUGAAGAAAUUGUGAGAUAAAUGAUGAUAUUUGGAUAGUGAAUCGUUAACUAAAUCUUUGUAAAAUUAUGAUAGGGGUUGUCUUCCACACCCACUUUAUUAAUCUACUUGCUUAGAGCUUUAUAGAAAUUCUUAGGGUGUAUGUAAUUAGUGCGUGGUUGCAUGUGUGUGCAUUUGUGCCUCUUUGUAUAUCCAUGAUUAUGAAUGUGUUCAUUGACUUUUAGUACAUGCGUAAGAGCUGUCUAGUUGCCUUGCUUUUGUAAUGUAGACCAUAGAAUUUUAUUCAUGACACUUAGAAUAGUCCAUACAAUGACUAAAUUUGUGUAUAGAAUAUAUUAUAUUCUUUUAUAAGAAAUUGAGAUCAAGGACUUUGUUUACAUAUAAGUGUUGAAAAAGGAAUAUGGGGUCGAUGAAUGUUAUUUUAUUUGAUUAUUCAUUUUGGAUCUACAGCUUAUUGUAUUUAAUUAAACCUCCAGAUAUGUAAAAUAAAAUGCUAUAGUUUCAAGUUACAAAGUUGUGGGAAAAGUGCAAGUGUAACCAAUGGUAUUGUUUAGUUAAAACGUGUUAAUAGAUUAUUAUGACUCGUGCACUAUAAAGGAAUGCGGAGAAUAUGAAUUUCUUUGGAAUGGAAAUUAAAAGAUUGGGGUCCAAGAGCAAUGCGAGAAUAUAUUAUAAUGAUUAAGUGAAUGAACAAUUAUGAGUUUUUAUAAAAUUUUAGAGGUUCAGUUAUUAUUAUAUUGGAUGUUUUAGGAAUAAAUCUUGUGAGGAAUGCUAAGGGGUAAAUCACGGUGUUGGGAUUGUCUCGGGUAAGUGGAUGGUGUAAUACCCUAAUUUUUUUUUUCAAAAACAAUUUAACUCAACUAUGGUAGAAAAGUGUCUGCCAUGGUAAAAAGAAGUCAACUUAUUCUAUAUUUUUUUUGAAACAAUUCUAUAAUUUAAAACACUACCAUGGUAGAAAAGAUUAAACCCCUUUUUAAAUAAUACAAAAUAAUUUUAUACAAUUAAUAUACAUUUACAACCAUAGUUGGGUUACAGCCACCCAACACAUUUUAUAUCAAUAAAUUCAAUAUAAAACAUUUUAUAAUUAGUUUAAGCUCGCAGAAUACAACAUCUCAGAUAAAUUUUUACUUCCCACAUACCAUUAGGCUAAAAUCACAUUUUCCAUCCUUAUAUUCCCAAUAAGUGCAAACCAUAAAUCAAUAACUAACAAUUUAAUCAAUUUUCAAAAUAGGCCAAUUAUUUGGCCUCAUAAUCAUGCCAUUUCAAAUCAUCCAAAAUAAAUCAAAGGUUAAAGUUACAGUUAUCCAAAGUGUGCUAAAAGUAGAAAGAGUUUGAAGGGUAUGAUUACAUUAUUGCAUUCAUAUAAUUGUCAAUAAACAAAAGCCCUAAUAUUGGCAAUAUAUUACAUUAAAAAUCAUAAAUCAAAUACCCAAAGGGGACAGUGGACUUAUGCCAUUAAGCCUUAGGGACUCCUCCACGCGCCACUCGUGGCUCUUCUUCUGAAAUUGUUAACCACAUAAUGAGAUUCAAAAGUCCCAGUAAUCAAUGCCAAUUUAUGAUAGUGUAUACAAACAGUUAAAUGUGUGCUUGUUAAGUGGGGAAAUAACAGUCAUAUAAUUCUAACAAAAAUACAAGAAAUAUUACAAUACAAAAUAAACAAUCAUCCUUAUCUCUCUCCAUUAUCUUCGAGCCGUAACCCUCACUCGGUGCUAAAUUACCCAACCAAAGAUAGAUUAGCUCGAGCCCUUACAAGCCACCUAUUGGGCUCCAAUAGGGGUGUACCACGUGGCAUAUAAAUACAAUAACAAAAACAAGUCUCCUAACACCUCCCACACUAAUCAAAUGAAUUCAUAACAAUAUUGUACAAUUAUACAAUAUUAUAAUCUUCACAAUUUUCUCAUUUUUAAUAAUAUUACAAUAUAACAUUCCACUUGGCAAAAAUACUUCAAAAUGCAAAUUCACAAUUUCACAACAUUUAGGAUUAAGUUGAACAGAUAAGGACUAAGAGAUGAUCCCUGAUGUAGUCUAAUCUUUAUAGGAAAUUCCUUUGUUUGACCACUAGACGUUCUUAUACUAGUUUUUACCCCCUCAUACAUAUCUUGUAUGGCUUUAAUAUAAGCAAUCCGUAUUCCCUUUUUUUCCAACGCUUUCCAAAGCACUUCUCUUGGUAUAUGGUCAUAACUUUUUUUCAAAUCAAUAAAAAUUAUGUGUAAAUCUUUAUCUUUACAAUGAUACUUUUCCAUUAAUCCCCUUAGUAGAUAAAUCGCCUCUGUAGUUGAUCUAACUGGCAUAAAACCAAACUGAUUCUCAGAAAUACUUGUCUUCAAUCUCAACCUGUGCUCAAUUACUUUCUCCCACAAUUUCAUUGUGUGGCUCAUGAGUUUAAUCCCUCUAUAGUUAGUACAAUUCUGAAUAUCUCCUUUAUUUUUAUAAAUAGGAAUUAAUGUACUUCUCCACUCAUCAGGCAUUUUCUUGGACCGUAAGAUCACAUUAAAUAACUUAGUUAACCAUCUCACCCUUUCUUCACUUAAACAUUUCCACGCUUUGAUAGAUAUACGAUCAGGUCCGUUGGCUCUACCAUUUGCUAUUUUCUUAAAAGCUUCCUUUACCUCCUUAUCACGUUUUAUUCGAUAGAAUGACAAAUUUUGUUCUCUUUCACCAGUUACUAAAUCCUCCAAGUUACUAGAUGAACCCUCUCUAUCAUUGAAAAGUUUGGAAAAGUAAGUCUCCCAUCUAUUUUUAAUUUCAUCAUCUGUAACUAAAAUUCUUCCCUCUUCAUCCUUAAUACCCUUUACCUGUUCUAGAUCCCUUGAUUUUCUUUCCCUACUCUUGGCAAUCUUAUAAAUGUUUCGUUCUCCUUCCUUCGUCUCAAGGCUCUUAUAAAAUUCUUCAAAAGCUUUAGAACGAGCUUCACCCACAGCUCUCUUAGUUUCCUUCUUAGCCAUACGGUACCUCUCCCAAUUUUCCUCAUUGUUACACAAAUGUAUGGCUUUAAAACAGUUCUUCUCAUAAUUGAUUUUGUCCUGUACACUAUUAUUCCACCACCAAGACUCCUUAUCUCUCGGAGCAGAACCUUUUGAUUCUCCCAAAACUACUUUUGCAACCUCCCGUAUCUUUUUAGCCAUAUCCUCCCACAUGAUGUUAGCACUUCCCUGAGAUUCCCAAAUUCCUUUGUCCGAAAGAUUUCGCUUGAAAAUAUCUUGCUUCUCACCUUUUAAUUGCCACCACCUAAUCCUUGGUGCUAUUACUUGUCGACGCUUUUGGAUUUACUCAUAAUACACACAUCGAGGACUAGGACCUUAUGUUGUGUCGUUACAGCAUCUUCGGGGAUCACCUUGUAAUUUUUACAAAGUCUUCUAUCUGUGUUUCUAAUUAAAAGAAAAUCAAUCUGUGACCUUGACGCUCUACUUUUGUAAGUGAUGAGAUGCUCAUCUCUCUUCUUGAAACAAGUGUUGGCAAUUUUAAAAUCAUAUGCCAAUGAGAAAUCAAGAAGAGUUUGUCCUUCAUUGUUUAGCUCUCCAAAACCAAAACCACCAUGCACCCUCGUAUACUGACCAGCCUCCCUCCCAACAUGCCCAUUAAAGUCUCCUCUAAUAAAAAUCUUUUCACUCUGUAGUAUGUGUCGAAUCAACCCCUCCAAAUCCUCCUAAAAUAAUUCCUUCAGGCUGGCUUCUGUCCCGACUUGCGGCGCAUAAGCGCUAACAAUAUUAACAGUCUCACGUCCAAUUAUUAUUUUUAAGGAAAUAAUUCUGUCUCCAAUUCUGCUAACUUCUACAACAUUCUUCUUCUACUCCUUAUCCACAAUGAUGCCUACUCCAUUGCGUGCGCUUACUUUUCCUGUAUACCAAAGUUUGAAAUCUUGAAUAUCCUUAGCUUCUUCUCCACGCCAUUUUGUUUCUUGCAGGCAAAGGAUAUUGAUUUUCCUUUGAAUCAUAACCCCUACAACCUCUAUAGAUUUACAAUUCAAUGUCCCAACAUUCCAAGUACCAAAUCUAAUUUUGCUCUCAUGGACUAACCUCUUUAGCCAUGCACGUCCAGAAUGACGUGGUAGCCCUUGCUCAUUUAACACUAAAUUUGGGUGCCGAUGCAGCGGCUCUAACUUACUUAUCACUGUACUCAAGCCAUGCAGCGCGUUACUUACAGGCAAUGACCUAGCAUUAAUAUUAUAACGUCUAUUGUCCAUGUUCAUGAUAGAUUCAACAAAGUUUUACAUUGGCUGUCGAUGAUCUAACACAACCCUCCUCCUUUACUUGGGCUUGGGGCCGGCUAUAAACAUAAGCUAUUUUGGGGCGUGACACAUCAGCUUUUUGCUUCAUCAUAUUUGGAACCCUGAUGCGGAUGAUGCUUUAAAACUUUUAACAUUUCUUCCCUUGUUGUGAAAGACCUGUCUGACACACUAGGAAGCACGGAUACGCUGAUUUUGGUGGCGUAUCCGUGUCAGAUAUGCACCGGACACGAACACUCGCUCCGUGCAAGUACAUCCGUGUCCGAUACGUUUUUUGUUUGGGCGACACGGCGAGACACGGCUGACACGGCUUCGACGCUGGACACUGCGUUUUGCAUAAAAAAAAUUGCCUAAAUAAGCAGAUCGAACCUCACUCACUUCUGAUUCUAACCUUCUCUCCCAACUCGCGAAAUCAGUCGACCGUCGUUCUCUUACACUCAGUUCGCGAAAUCAGAUCGAACCUUCCCAGAUCACGCCGUUGUUCUCCUUCGCGAACCUUUGGAACAAGCUGCCGACCUGCCGUGCGCUUGGUUCUUUCCUGCUCUUAUGCAUUCUUAGUUGCUCAGCUCACCGGCGUCGGUCUUUCAUCCGUUCACUGGUUUACACUUCUCUCUCUCUCUCUCUCUCUCUCUCUCGUGUCUCUCAACUCUCAACUCUCAACUCUGUCUCUCACGCUGUCACGAGCCCGAAACUGAAAAAUGAAUAGAUUUUUUAUUUUAUUUUUGAUUCAUCUUAAAGACUUAAACUUUGCUUCAACUCUCAUGUCCAGUUUUUUUUUUCUUUUGACCGAAGCUCAUACUCUGCCCUCUUCUCUAAAUUUAAUUUUUAUUUAUUAAUUUAAUAUAUUAGAUUGCAAUGUUCAUGUGUAGAAUUUAUAUUUAAUGCUUGCUUGCUUUCUAUUUUUAUGUUACAUGUUAUUUUGCUCAAAUCUCAAUCUGCAUUUCAAUGCUUUUAGUCAUAUUUAAUUUUAGUUUAUCUCAAUUUUUUUUAAUUAGCUAUGGCUACAGCAAAUAGUUCUGGGGAAGUAUUAAUUCAGCAGCCCAUUUUAUGAGCUACAAAAAGAUGGAACUCCCUUAUGGUGCUAUGUCACUUUGGUGAAUAAAAAUAGAGACAUACCAGGAGGUGGAAAUAGAUAUUGGAGGUGCAAUUAUUGUAACAAAGAAUUCAAUGGCUCUUAUUCUAGAGUUAAGCGGCACUUGUUAAAAACUUCUGGCAAGGGAAUUGCUAUAUGCUCGAAAGUUGAUGAGUAUUGCCUAGCUGAGAUGAGAAAAUUACAAGAAGAUGCUGAUGAUAAGACCAAGUCAAAGCAAGUGCCAUUACCACCCCCGGCUGAAGGUUCAUCUCCCUUAUAUCCUAUGACAAGUGAAAGCAACCAAAGCAAGAGAAGGGCAGUAAGUCCAUUAGAAAAGGCCUUCCAACAAGGGGCAAGAGAAAAUCUACAUGCUGAAAUUGCAAGAAUGUUUUAUACAGGUGGUCUAUCUUUUCAUUUGUCACGCAAUCCAUAUUUCAUUAGUUCAUAUCAAUAUGCUGCGAACAACAUCAUUCCUGGAUACAAACCUCCUGGUUAUAAUGCAUUAAGGGGUCCAUUGUUGCAAAGAGAAAGAGCUCACACAGAGAAGUUACUUGAACCAAUUAAAGGAACUUGCAGUUUGAAAGGAGUGAGCAUAGUCACAGAUGGUUGGACAGAUGCUCAAAGGAGGCCUCUGAUUAAUUUUAUGGCUGUGUCUGAUGGGGAUCCCAUGUUUUUGAAGGCAGUUGAUGGAUCCAAAGAAUAUAAAGACAGACAUUAUAUGGCUGACUUGAUGCGUCAAGUGAUUGAAGAGGUCAAACCUCAAAAUGUGGUUCAAAUAAUCACUGACAAUAUAUCUGUUUGCAAAUCAGCAGGUAGGCUUAUAGAGUUUGAGUAUCCCACUAUUUUCUGGACGCCAUGUGUUGUGCAUACGCUUAAUCUUGUAUUAAAGAACAUAUGUGCAGCAAAGAACACAGAGGCAAAUGAGAUUGUGUAUGAUGAAUGCCAUUGGAUAGAGGAGGUUAAGGAUGAUACUGCUUUUAUUAGAACAUUUAUCAUGUGUCAUUCUAUGCGAUUGGCAAUUUUUAAUGAAUUUGUGCCAUUAAAAUUACUUGCCAUAGCUGACACUUGCUUUGCAUCCACCAUUGUUAUGCUCAAAAGACUCAAGCUCAUUAAAACUUCACUUCGUACAAUGGUGAUAAGUGAAGCAUGGAAUGCUUAUAAGGAAGAUGAUGUUGGAAAGGCAGCCACAGUGAAAAAUUUGAUCCUUAAUGACUCUUGGUGGGAUAAGGUGGAUUAUAUACUUUCUUUCACUGGACCGAUUUAUGACAUGCUUCGGAUGGCUGACACAAAUAAGCCUAGACAUCAUUUAAUUUAUGAAAUGUGGGAUUCAAUGAUAGAACAAGUGAAGGAGUACAUCUACAAGCAUGAGAAUAAGGAGCUUUCUGAGUAUUCAGCUUUCUUUGAUGUUGUUUAUAGGAUCAUUAUUGAUCGAUGGACAAAAAGUUGCACUCCCCUUCAUUGUCUUGCACAUUCAUUGAAUCCUAGGUAUUAUACACCCCAAUGGCUUGAAGGUGCUCCCAAUAGAAUUCCGCCUCAUUUAGAUAAUGAAAUAUCAUCUGAGAGAGUAAAGUGCCUUUAUAGGGACUUUACUGAUCCUGAGGAGAGAAAGGCGGUCUUUCAAGAGUUCCCAAAAUUUGUUGGAAGUUUAGACUUCUAUUCAUCAUUUGAUUGCUUGCAAGAUAGGUGGAAUUUAGAACCUAAAGGGUGGUGGUUAAAUUAUGGUUCUUUCACCCCUAUUCUUUAGAGGCUUGCAUUGAAACUUCUAGGCCAACCGUGCUCUUCCUCUUGUUGUGAAAGAAAUUGGAGCACUUACUCCUUUAUCCACUCAUUGAAGAGAAACAAGAUCACUCCUAAAAGAGCUGAAGACUUAGUUUUUGUGCAUACUAAUCUUCGUCUCUUGUCAAGGAAGAGUGAAAAGUAUCGCAUUGGGCAAAGUAGAAUGUGGGAUAUUGGUGGAGACACUAUGGAGCCAUUUGAUGCUGUCAAUAGCCUUGAGAUGGCAAGUUUGUCACUUGAUGAACCCAUUUUAGAGCAAGAAAUUAUAGGAGAGCCUAGUAAUGUAAUGGAAAAUGAGGAUGAUGAAAUGUGAUGUAUUUGAUAGUAUUUUGUA